CGCUUUUCUUUGCAAGCUCCUUUGUCUGAGAGACUUGUUAUGGUCCAUGAAAACAUCACUUGACCCUCUUCAGAUUGUGGCAGGUAGAUUGAUUGCAUUGUCGACUCUCAUAUUUGGUCUCUACAUAAGCCUUGCUUCCAUCUAGAUGCUUGCUGAGGGUCAUCUUGUUUUAUUUAUCAAGUUUAACACAAUUCAGUCAGAUUAAGAGAGACUUACAGGAAAUGUUAGUAAACAUCUCAGGAUCUCAUGUAUCACAGUCUAACUGACAAACUGCAGUAUGUGAGAUAGUUUGUCUAAUGUUCAAUACAACAACUCCAAGGGGAACUUUUCUGCGUCUAUUCUUGUUGUCCUUGUACACAUCCCACUUAAAAUCAGAUGUAAAAAUCUGGCUCAUGACAUCGACAGAAAUACUGAUUUUUGUAGUGAUUGGAUAUGUUGGGAACAAGAGGAGUACACAGGACUGGUGGAUCAUUUUGUGGAGCAGAGAAAUGGUUCUCUGCUUCUGAAUGUGGAAAAGACCAGAAAGGUGAUGGAUUUCUAAACGAAGAUGGUGGCUACACGUCCCGUGUCUAUCGUAGGACAAGAUGCCGCUGUGGUGCAGGAGUUGACAUCCAGAUACUUCUACAUUAAAAGGCUGAAUUGGAAGACCAACACAGAGGCUGUAUACAAGAAGGGGACGGAGGGUUUCCGGUAUCCCCGGCCCUACUCGGUUCCACCCUCUCCUUCUGCCUCUAUCCAUUCCACGCCCCACCACAGUGAUGUUGAGGAUGAAGAUGAUGAACCCUAUGAUGAAGAUGAGGAGGCCGAGAGGGACCGGAUGAAUAUCAAAUCUCCAUUUGUGCUCAAUGCUGUGCCAGAGGGGAAGAAGCAGCAACCAGGAGAGUCAAGAAACUGAAAUGCUCCAGAGUAGCUAUGGCCUUUACAGUUGGAUGGACUUGACAGACAAAUGUGUGCGGGGGGAAUCACUGCCUGGUUAGCCCCGCAGUCUACACCACAGUAAUGACGACCCCACAUCAUCACCUUUUGUUAACAGUUGUUACUUAUUCUGCUGCCAGGCAAUAAAGUCCACCCUGCAUAACAAACUUUUUAUAAAGUUUGUUGAAAGGUUAAAUCUAAGUUCAUCAUCUGUCUUCAAAUGCUAGCUUGCCAAAAUAACUUUAGUCAAGCAGAGUCUGAAAAUGCUAACUGAACAUUACAGUUAUUUAAAAUAAACUUGAGUAGAACAAAGUGUCUGUCACAGGCUUUCCAUUCGUUUGUUUGCAUGAAGCAAUAGUAGAGGGUUGUGCUUUAGGAGAAAUUUAGAAUAAGCAAUGAAUUUGACACUGUAGCCUUCAUUUUAAUUUUAGUAGACUAUUUUUCAGAUUAGGGAAAGCAAAACCAAAAACGAUGACAUGAGACAAGGGACUGUCAAAGUAAAACAGGAAGUGUAACACAGAGAUGUGGACUUUACACUGAACAAAGGGAACACUGAGCUAAUCUGAAGCCGAAAAGUUGAGGUUGGAAGGUCUGCAGCAUUUGACUCUGCAAAAAUUUGGUUACAUCUCUAAACUAUGGGUCUCAGUAUCCACUGACUUUUUGUGAUUGGACUUGUUGCACAAGUGACAUUUGGAAUCACUAGGAUGAUGCAGCUACCACUUCACAUUUAAAGAAGAAAGUGAUGGGCGAAAUCUAACGACUACUUAUUGCCCAUUUUUAAAGUACACAAUUUUUACAGUGCACUUUGGUGUUACCACACACCUCUACACAGUAGUUUAAAUAUGGCAAUAUAAGGGAACAAACUACAUGACGUGAUUUGAUUCAAAAGACACUUUGCUUCACUCUGGACUGAAAUGGUUUGUAUAUGUUUUGAGUUUUCCAAGGUAAUCUUGUGGUCUAAUAUCGCAAACAUUCUGAUGUACUCUAUUUUAUUAUUUAUCAUCACGUUUACACUUAUCUUUCCUUGAAUUUCCAAGUAACCUAAUUUCAGUUUUGUUUAAAUUCUUGAUUCAUAUUUUUGAAAUCUGGAGCUUCUUGAUUUUUUGUUUUACAGGGAUUGAUUAUAUACCUGAAAAAUAACACUGACCAUAAAAGUAGAAAAUUUGCCCCAAACAGUUUCAAUGAAACUCUUUUUAUUAAAACAUCACAUUUCAUAUUUAGAGAAUUUAUAUUUACAGCUUCCUUUCCCCCCACACAGAACAAAUCAGAGGUUGUUGUCUGGCAAUGAUACAAACAUUAGAAAUAUUCCCUCUUCCACACUGGUAGCUCCUGGAUAUACACCUCAUCUGCGUUUUCAUCAGCUAGAAGAGAGGAACGGUAAAAGAAAGUAUGGAAUUGAAAUUGAGCAAAAAGAAGAACAAAACACACAUUUUGAACUAA
Molecule: messenger RNA, 2355 nt
Organism: Neolamprologus brichardi
Lineage: Eukaryota; Metazoa; Chordata; Actinopteri; Cichliformes; Cichlidae
Source: RefSeq, a predicted model, not a curated record